Molecule: messenger RNA, 1185 nt
Organism: Archocentrus centrarchus (flier cichlid)
Lineage: Eukaryota; Metazoa; Chordata; Actinopteri; Cichliformes; Cichlidae
Product: persulfide dioxygenase ETHE1, mitochondrial-like
Exons: 7
Coding region: 77-787 (236 amino acids)
Biological process (GO): glutathione metabolic process; hydrogen sulfide metabolic process
Cellular component (GO): mitochondrion
Molecular function (GO): sulfur dioxygenase activity
Source: RefSeq, a predicted model, not a curated record
CUUUACGCAGUAACCCAGAACGGGCGCUUCUGGACCGGUUUAAACAACCGCUGCGAAUUACCAACAGAUCACCAGGAUGGCAGUGACGAAAGGACUCCUCUUCAGACAGCUGUUUGAAACAGAGAGCUGCACGUACACCUACCUGCUGGCAGACACAGACACCAAGGAGGCUGUCAUCAUUGAUCCUGUGCUGGAGACCAUUGACAGGGACCUGAAGCUCAUAAAGGAGCUCGGACUUAAUCUAACAGUUGCAGUAAACACCCACUGCCACGCAGACCACAUAACAAGCACUGGACGAAUGAAGCAAAGAGUGGCUGGGCUGAAGAGUGCCAUCUCCAAAUUCAGUGGUGCCUCUGCUGAUAUCCACUUAAAAGAGGGAGACAAGAUCACCUUUGGAAGACAUUUUCUGUCUGUGAGAGAGACACCAGGACACACUAAUGGAUGUAUAACGCUGGUAACUGGGGAUCAGAGCAUGGCUUUCACUGGUGACGCUCUCCUCAUCAGAGGCUGUGGCAGGACAGACUUCCAGCAGGGUUGUGCCAAAAAGCUUUACCAGUCAAUCCACAAGAAAAUCUUCACCCUGCCUGAAGAGUGCCUCAUCUACCCAGCACAUGACUACUUAGGUCAGACAGUUUCUACAGUUGGUGAAGAGCGCAAGUUUAACCCCCGCUUGACUAAGAGCAUAGAGGGAUUUGUGGACAUCAUGAACAACCUGAAUCUCUCCAGCCCCAAAAAAAUGGGUAUUGCCGUGCCCGCUAAUCUGGUUUGUGGAGUCCAUGACGUUUGAAUGUGCUGCAAAAAAAAGGAUAACAAUGAAAGUACAUCAUUGUGCAGUGAUUGAAUUUACAUAUGUUAUAGCAAAACUGAUGAAAGCAUUAAGUGCUUUAUUGUGGUUCUGUGUGUAAAUCUAAAGGUAAAAAUGCAAUUGCUGUUUUUGUGAGGAAAAACACUAUUAGUGUGUUUGGUUAAUUAUUUAUAUGGAAGCGAACUUUAUUCAGGCGUGGUGUUAUGAAUUACAGAAUUGGGAAGGAAACAUUUGUAUAAGAAUGUCCCACCUAUGGUUUGGUUUAGUAUCCUUGAGUGGUUUAGUAUUCAGCAGAAAAUAACACUGUCCUCUAAAAAAUGUGCAUCUUGGUGUGGUGUAAUGUGUUGUGUGUUGUUGUUCAUGUGAGAUUAUAUGAGUUU